CGACCCUGUUUUGAGCUUGUUUGAAAAAGAAAAUAUAAAUAUAAAAAGAAUUCCUUCGUUGGUGUGUUCUUCCUCUCUUUUCUCUCACUCACCUCCAGAUCUAAAUACCUCCGCUUCGAUUUCUCUCCUUCAAACUCCUCCCACUCAGCUGCACUGCUCUCGAGUUUGAAGUUGGGGGUGGGAGGUAACUAUCAGAUUUCAGUUCUGUCCGGUGGUUCUAUACAAUAGGGAUUCAGGGGUCUCGUGGAGAUUUGGAUUCCAUCGAGGAGGCCAAAGGUUACUUAUUCCUAUUACAUGGAAACCUCCGGACCCGUUUGGAAAUGGAGGAUCAAAAAUGUUCCGCCUCUGCUUAGCCUCAAACUUCUUGAAAGCGACAAAGAGAAGUUGCAGAACACAGUUGAGCAGGAUGAUUACUAUCCCGGUGACGAAUUUACUUUUAAACUUGGUCAAACUUACAUCGAGUAUGUAGUCGACGACGGAUUUGAGGAUGAGGAAAAAAAUGAGGACAAAAGAAUAUUAAUGCAAUUUGCAUCGGACCCGCAGUCCUCCGGCACUUUUACAUUGUGGUUGAAGCAACCACCAACAGAGUCAUUGAUGGCUUUAUUUGUGAUCGAAUUGCUUCACGAAGAUGGUAACAAGAAUAUCUGCCUUGAUAAUAUACUGCAUCUCACAUACGACAAACCGACGAUGGUGUUUGAGGAUGUCUUGGAUCUAGAUUAUCUAGAGAAGGAGAGGUUCAUUCAUACUCGUGGGUCUAGCCGAUAUCUCUCUUUAUGUGUUCAUAUCCAUUAUUUGAGGGUACCAGAAGAUCCUAGGAUUCCAGACAUUUGCAUGUCGAAGAUUGCUAGGUCAUACAUGCUAGCUGCACAUGGCGUAGAUGCUUUAAGUGCAAUGAAGGUUGCUUGCACUAAAUUGUUCCAACAAUUGUCACGUCCUGUGGAUAGCUGGAAUCCCUUACGUAAAGAAAUCAAGAGCCAUUUGGAAAAUACUUUCUUGAAUUCAUUUCCUAUUUCGGAAAUUUCGGAAAUUAUAGAAGGAUAUUUUCUGCCUGGAAUUUGCUAUCCAUUACUCAUGGAGCUACUGCUUGUAGGAAUCAAAAAUGUAGAUGUGUCUGCAAAGGCUUACGGUAUGGUGCAAUUGAUUUCCCAUCCACGGAAACCCGUCUCAGCUGGGCAGCAACCUGACAGUGACAGACUUUGUCUAAAGGGGAAUUUUGGCCAUGUCAUGAAGAAGAAGGUACCAACAUAUGCUAGUUGGGUCAAUGCUAAUGUUGCAGUUACAACUUGCGAUGAACUUGUAGAUGCAUGUGAAUUAGCUGGAUGGUGCACCGUCCAGUUGAUUGCGGCAUUUUGUUGUCUCAGGAAGGUGACUAUGAGUGAGUUAGAGGGGAUCACAUCAGCUUCUACUCAGUCAAUUUCUGCUAAGUCAAUGUCUGCCAAGUCGGCUCCAAAAAAGAAGAAGAGAGGCAGCAGAAGUGCAUCGGAAGAAUCAACAGUUAAAAAAGUGCUUCCACAAUCUCACACGCCAAUGCCAAUGUAUGUUACAGCUAGCACUAGCAGCACAACUACACACCCGGUAGUGCUCAGACAAAAAGACAUAAAGUUGCAGAAUAAGGACGGGGAAGGUAUGGUGCAGUGGAUUGGAUUUGCCCCUGCUGAAAUGAACUUCCAAGGCAGAGUGGACUGCGAUGGAUCACACUUUAACAAGGAGGCUGGGUAUAGCUGUGUAAUCAGACACGUUGAUACCGACGAUGAUGAGAAGAUUAAAGUUUUAGUUGCUGUUUCGGGUGCCUCUGAACCUGGUAGUUCACUGUUACAUGAAUUGCAAGGAUUAGAGUGUGGUUGGAAACAAUCUAUUAAACACAGACUUAAACGUGUCAAAGUAACAUGUGACUGUACAACAACAAUUUACCAAAUUCGAAAGGGAAAAGCGGUGAAAAGAAAAAUAGGGAAGGACAGUAAACUAUCAAGUCAAAUGAAGAAAUUGAUUAACAACAUUAUUAAGCUGGAUUCAGAAAUGGAUUAUUCAGAGAUAGUGCACAUGUACAGAGGUGCCAAUGAGGUGGCCAACGGAUUGGCACGUCUCUGUCAUAGGCCAGAGAAGGAAUACACUCAUGAAGAUUUUUACACGGAUGAGCAGCUGAGAGAUAUCAAGGAUUAUCUUGUGACUGAUGCAAAUGGAACGCGAUAUCCUUCAGCAGGACGGAGAUGUCGGUAAGAUGCUCAUACUUAAACAGAACCAGCCAACACUGCAAGUAUGAGUCAGAUUGACAGAUACCUCGUGGUUGUCAACAAUAGUAGUCUGUAAAAAGUAAUCACUAACUCUCUUUUUUUGUGAAGCCCUUUUCUGGGAUUCCAGCUUAUAGACCUUGGUUUCUGAUUGGGGAUGAUUUCCUCAGUGGUCUCCAGAUUGGGAAUGAUUUCCACAGUGGUCUACAGAAUGCUGCAUUGAGACUCGAUUUCAAAGCACAUUUCUUUUUAACUAUGAUAUAAGUACUUGUUAGAAUCCUUUUGAAAAGUUAAACGGGUGAUAUAAUCUCUUUAUUUUGUCUUUCUUAA
Papaver somniferum (opium poppy) is the source of this 2558-nucleotide messenger RNA. RefSeq lists its product as uncharacterized. The transcript is spliced from 10 exons. Lineage: Eukaryota; Viridiplantae; Streptophyta; Magnoliopsida; Ranunculales; Papaveraceae. The coding region runs from base 295 to 2217 and encodes 640 amino acids. Gene Ontology annotation, molecular function: RNA-DNA hybrid ribonuclease activity; nucleic acid binding. The record is from RefSeq and is a predicted model, not a curated record.